Notodromas monacha is the source of this 3050-nucleotide messenger RNA. NCBI's taxonomy places the organism in Eukaryota, Metazoa, Arthropoda, Ostracoda, Podocopida, Cyprididae. The record is from the annotation of a GenBank genome assembly.
AUGCAGCUGCAAACCUGGCUGGACUGGACCCCUGACAUAAAGAGAGUUGUGACGCACAAUGUCCGGAAGGAAGACACGGAGAGCAUUGCAAAAACGUUUGCAAAUGCCAAAACGGAGGGAAAUGCGACCCAGUCACUGGAGGCUGUGAAUGUCAGCCAGGAUGGACCAAAAACAAGUUUCAUAGAUAGCGUCUCGGUAUACAAUAUAGAAUAUGCGAAAAAGAAGGAUAUGGAUGAUAUUGACUUUGCAGUUGAUCAUGGGAAGAAAGUGUAUGCAUUUACAUCAGUUGUGCAAUUCUACAUUUUGGAGUGUACGUGCAAGGACCUGUGUCCUCUGGGCAAUUGGGGUGUGAACUGCACGGGUUCGUGUCAUUGCGUAAACGACGCCAUUUGUGACCCGGUGGAUGGCAAAUGUCAUUGCAAGGAAGGCUGGGCUGGUACUUUUUGCGACCGCAGGGCUUGCAAACCGAACAUGUAUGGUCCGGGCUGCAGUCAAAUUUGCGCCUGUGAAGAACCCAACACUGAAACGUGUCAUCCUGGAACUGGGGAUUGCAAUUGUAAAGCUGGUUGGGACGGAGACACGUGCUCCAGACCUUGUCCCACUUACUGGUAUGGCGAAAAGUGCAAAAACUUGUGCAAGUGCAAAAAUGACGCCUACUGCAAUCCCGUGAAUGGAACGUGCAUCUGUCUUCCGGGUUACAAGGGCGCGCUUUGCGAAGAGCGUUGCCAGCCCGGCAGGUACGGACAGGAUUGCACUGCGAUUUGCGCUUGCCGUAACGGAGCGGAAUGCGAACCCAGUUCUGGCGAAUGUCGGUGCACUGCGGGUUGGAAUGGGUUGACCUGCGAAACCCCGUGUCCAGGUGGUACCUAUGGCGAAAAGUGUUCCGAGGUUUGCAGGUGCUACAACGGAGGCAGCUGUCAUGCUGUCACUGGGGCGUGUACUUGCAGUGCUGGCUGGAAGGGACCGACGUGUGAAGAAAGCUGUGAACCCAACUUCUUCGGGUACAAUUGCACGGACCAGUGUGACUGCGUUUCUGCGAACGCGAAAGGGUGUGAUCCCAUUACCGGAAACUGUUACUGCAAGCCUGGUUUCAGUGGUGUUCGUUGUGGUUCGGAAUGCGAGAGAGGAUAUUUCGGCCCUAAAUGUGAGCAGAAGUGUGAUUGUGCCGAAGCGAGCAGCUGUGAUCCGGUGAGCGGGAAAUGCGUUUGUGACCGAGGUUGGACCGGGAAUCGUUGCGAUCAGCCAUGUCCUGAUGGGUUCUAUGGGCAUCAGUGCUCACAGCGUUGUCCUUCUUGUGCGCAUGGUCUUGACAAGUGCGACCAUGUCACGGGAGUUUGCGCCUGCGCCGCGGGUUACACUGGCGUCAAGUGCGAAGAGCCAUGCCCGAAGAACAAAUACGGACUCAAUUGCACCGGGGUUUGUUCGUGCGACAACAAGGGCGAGUGCAAUCACAUCACCGGGGAAUGCAUGUGUCCGCCGGGUUGGGUGGGUGCCGAUUGUUCCGUGCCCUGUGAGGCUGGCUUCUUCGGACGGAAUUGUGCUCACAGGUGCGCGUGUUUGUUUGGAGGACAGUGCAGACCCAAUGAUGGGGUUUGCAAGUGCACCAAGGGUCGCAUGGGUCCACGUUGCGAAGAAGUCUGUCCCGAAGGAUUGUAUGGAGAUCACUGCAUGGAAACCUGCAACUGUAGCGGACCGAAUUUCCUGUGUCAUCCGAUCGAGGGAUGCACUUGUAAAAUUGGUUUCACAGGUGCCAACUGCGAUGUCCCGACUUUUGCUGAAAGCACAAUGAAACGAGAAGAAGUCACGUCUACCAGCGUGCCUAGUGUGAUCGUUGGGCUGUUGGUGGUGAUUCUGGCUGCAGCUUUGGCAGCACUGUGCUACUAUAAACGCAGGGUCAUUCGACUCAAGGCCAUGAAUCACCCUGAACUUGCUGUGCGGUAUCACAUGGACUAUGCGACCUCUGAUGGGCGACUGUUCAAUAACCCUGUGUACGGCAACGGCGUCGUCCGCGUUCGUCCCCCAGAGAUUGUCAACUCCUUGAGCCUCGAACUAACGGAUUUGGUGGAUUCGGCGGCUGAUGGCUGCGGCGAAGGCGGCGCUGCGGGAUACGCUUGGCCGCCACCCGGUGGCGUGGACGGGUUCCUGACCUUGAGCAAUGCGAAGUCUCGUGAGGCGGACGAGACGAAUCCCAACCUCAACAUUUACAAUUCUUUGGAGGAUCUCAAUAAGGGCAAGGAUCACCAGUAUGAAGUUGUCAAGAUACCGACGGAUGAUGCUGAGAGGGCGCUUGCGAAAAAAUUGAAAUCCGUGUUGCCAGAGCCGUACGACCUGAAAUCCGUGUUGCCAGAGCCGUACGAUCGUCUGGACCACAUGCGACCCGUGCGCAGUUCCGGUCGGAGCCAGCAGAACAUCCCGGCAUCUCACACGUACCAACGCAUGAGCAAGGAGUCCAACAACACCGACUCGCUCCGUUCCUCCUCGGCGUCCACUGCGCGACUCGUGGUGUCGCCGACAAGUGGCACCGAUGACGACGACGACGCCGCCCGUCUCCGCCUCAGCACCGCCUCGGGUUCUUCGGAAUCCUCCGUCGAGGCCAAUAAGGAGUUCAACGACCCCAUCUCGGAUUCGGAGAACAACGUCGGUCACAGUUAGACUGGGGUUACCAACAUUUUGUUGUUGUUCGCGUUUGGCCCUUUUUCUCGCUCUGAAAGGAAAUUAAGAUUAAAUUAGAAAGGCUUAUAUAUUUGUUGGGAUUGGAAGAAACUGGUGUAAACGUCCCCAAGGUUUUUUCCGCGAGCUUUCUCAACGAUGGCAAAACUUUACAAUUUUCCAGUGAGCUUAGGUUGGAGAUGACUUGAGGUGUGAAUUAAAAAGAGAGAAUUGAGCUCAAAUGGUUGCCCUGGUUUUUGAGUGGGCAAAUUUUUCGCGAUACACGAAUCUCCUGUUUCCCUUUUUAAAUGUUAUGAAAUUAUACCGGUAUUUUAUUACGUAUUUUGCAAAUCUUGUUCCCUGCAAGAACAGAUUUCAAGUUCUACCGAACACGGCGUACA